CUAUCUCAGUAGUAUCGAAUUCGGUGCGACAAUAUUAUGUAAAAAUAAAUUACUUUAUACUUUUAAACUAUUUAAAUGUAUAGUAAGUAAUACCUAGGUUAUAGACCAAUCUUAACAUUUUUUUUUACCGUUUAAUAAUUCUAGGCGAGUAGAAUCUAUACAUAGUAUAAAUUCUAUCUAAAAUUAUAAAUAUCUAAACCUAAAUCAUUUGAUUCUAAAAAAAUAAAAUAAUUAUUCAAAAAUGUCAAGAAUAAUAAGAGUAGUGAAGGAAACUUUUAGAAAAUAUCCAAUGAUAGCUAAUUCAACAGUCUAUGGUACAAUGUGUGUCGGAGCGGAAUUUUCACAGCAAAUAUUGACUAAACGUAUAUUGAAUAAAACUGAACCACAAGAACCGAUUGACUUAGAUGUAUUAGGACGAUAUGCCAUAGUGGGCACUACAAUUUGUCCAAACAUUUUAUACAUUUGGUAUAAAUGGUUGGACAAAGCAUUUGUGGGUACUGCACCAAAAAUUAUUGUUAAAAAAUUAUUAAUCGAUCAAUUUAUCAUGACCCCACCAUUUUACGUAGUUUUCUUCGUUACUAUGAGUCUUCUUGAGGGUAAAAAAGAUCUUUUUGAAGAAUGCAGACAGAAGUUCAUUCCUACAUUCAAAACUAGUUGUGUGUUUUGGUUGCCAGCACAAGCUAUUAAUUUCAUGUUGGUGCCGCCAGCUGCUCGUGUAAUUUAUGUUGGAAUGUGUUCAUUUAUAUGGAUAAAUAUGUUGUGCUGGAUCAAAAGAAAUGAUUACAAUGCCAUUAAACAAGAAUAGUUAAUUAAAAUGCACAAACGUGGUAUCAAAUAUUAAUCGCUUUCAGUACCUACAUUAUAUGUUCAUAUUAUUAGUCCUUUAUCUGUUAUAAUUUAAGACUGUUUUUAUUGAUA
This is a messenger RNA of Rhopalosiphum maidis (corn leaf aphid), 918 nucleotides long. Its product is annotated as mpv17-like protein. Lineage: Eukaryota; Metazoa; Arthropoda; Insecta; Hemiptera; Aphididae. Gene Ontology annotation, cellular component: cytoplasm; membrane. The transcript has 4 exons. Bases 242 to 805 code for a protein of 187 amino acids. The record is from RefSeq and is a predicted model, not a curated record.